UAUUCGAUCCUAUGUGUAGUACGGUUGAAGUGUUGUUGUUAGUGAUACGGUGGGAAUAAUUUUCGGCCUUUUUUUUACAAAUGACUCGAUUUAAAUAAAAUUUGUAUUGUGCUUAUGUGAAAAACGAAUAUUUAAGUGAUAUUUUGUGGUAAAAUACCUUAGAGAAUUAAGUGAAGAGCAGUUUUUACAUAUUACUCAAAUUAAAAAAAUACUAAAGUGCUGAAAAAUAGACAAAGCGGUAUGUUCGAAUCUUGCAUAAAAGAAUAAUUAGUAUAAUAAAAAAUAACGCUUUAAGCAUGUAUGUAUGUAUGCAUAUGUAACGGCAAGAACUAAAACAAAAGCGAUAAAUAAACCGCGUCGCACCGAUCGAAUCAGACGAACCACUGCGUGAACCAUUUAAACUCGUCUCAUAGCGUACUAACCAAUUGAAGCAAAACGGCAUCAAAAUCAGCGCAAGCACAUAAAUACAUACAUAUGUAUGCACGUAAAUGUAAUAUAAGCAGUAGUAAUAACCGCCACCACAUCACAACAACACUAUCAGCAGCAACUAUUACAUCAACUUGGGGACCCCCUGACAUUUUCAUUUUUGUUCCUAGUCUUUUAUGGCACAGCCCGUUUUGAGUCUUUGUACCACAACGAAUACAUCAAUUCCAUUAUCUCUAGCGGCAGCAGUGGCAACGGUAGCUGCAUCCACCGCUCAAGAGUCGACAGUGCUGGUUGGCAUCGAGGAAAUCAUAGAAGCUCAACCACGACGCGCCGUGACGAAGCCAUCAUAUGGUCGUUUUGCACUGAAUUUGUGGGUAAAAUGUUUCAAUAAAUCUUCAGCUUUGCUUAAUCGCAACGUUCACUCGCCAUAAUAAGUGCAACAUGUCCGCCAUAUUAUAUCCUCAGGACUCUGAGCAGCAACACCAACAAGCACAUGAGCUCGAACUAGAUAAAAACACAUUGAAAGAAAGUUUGUGCAGCGAUAUUUGCGAGCAGUCAAGUUGCUUAAACGAUGGGUCUGCAGUUAGCCUACAAUUACCGCCAAGUAUUCCAAGUACACCUAGUACUGAUAGACACAUAAAUAAUUCCUUAAAUAUAACUACUUCCACUUCUGCGCAAUUCGAUAAUGACUGCUGCGACGAUCUCUUGAAUAGAAAAAUGGCAGAUUUAGAGUUGAAUGAAUGUGACGGCAGUCAAUGUGGAGGCGGAAGUGAUAGUGGCCUUGACACAGCGACUACAAAGUCUGCAAUGACUGUGGUAGCUGGCAGUGAUGACAAUAUAAACAGCAACAGUAAUGGCAGUAGCAGCGCCACCAAAAGCACUUCAUUGCAACGUGCGUUGAGCAGUAAUAGCGGCGGCUAUGCCAGCAGCUCGGGUGGCCUGGAUGACGCUACUAAUCGAAUGACGGCCAUGGCAAUGGAGAGUACUACAGCAAGUCAAAGCGUAUAUAUAUCUGGCAACUCUAGUUUGCUUAGCUGCUGCUCGGAAGCCGUAAGUGCUGAGUUGGCGAUAAGUACCACCACUAACGGUGCUGUGUCCUCAGCCACCCAAAGCUUUGAGUGUUAUAGUGAAAAUAACAGUGAAAGCUCAUCGAUGCUGGGUAGCAAUACUGUUGCAACAACACCUGUCCACCGUUCGAACAGUGUUAAAAGUAAAGUGCGUGUAUUCGAUACUCGCCGCGGUGGCUUUGCAACACCAGCCUCGCGAAGUAUGCGUGAGCGAGAUUGUACCAGCACACCGAUGACCACAAGCUCGACUUCUACUGGCGGCCAUUUACAAACGGGUAGUGCGACCACACCGCGUGUCCGCCCUGUUGGUGUGAAACGCACAUCCUCUUUGUCGCGUCACGUACCUGCAACAGCUGCGACAUCAACGCAGCGUCAAAUUGACAAGCAACAGUUGGCCUAUGGAGCAACCAAUUAUAACAGUAAGACUUUAAUGGAGACACCAAAUUCUUCGUUGCGUUCCACUGCGGCGCGCGCUACAAAACCGCAAAAGCCAGAUUCCUUGCCUAACACACUCAGCCGUACUCAGUCCAUGAGCAUGCAACGUCUGGUGCAGCGCACACCAUCAUUAAGUAGAGCGCGUACACCCUGUACGCCCUCAGAAGACGGCCGUUGGCCCGGCAAUGCGCGUACCUCUGGUAUUGGGGCUGGUGCGGCCAAGCGUGGCGUAUCUGUGACGCCUGAUUUGAUGUCACUAAAAAUGCGUUCCUCAAAUAUGAUGGCAUCGAUGGAGGUGAGAUCCAUGAACUCGAACGCCACUGCUAACCCUUAUAGCACUCUACCGCGCCGACGCAAACAAAAGUCCGUUGAAGACCUGACGGCGGCUCAUGAGUCGCGCAGCAGUUCAAUAACACGCGAUGUGCGUAUGACUUCGUCAGUAAUGGUCGCCACGCGAAGGAGUCUAGUCAGCGCAUUUGGCACAACUGCACCCAAAAGCAAUCAAACGCGUUCACUCAUACAGGCGCGAAAAUCACCAGCGCAGCCACCCAAGACACGUAUAUAUCAUGAGACCAGCGUUCAGACGGCACUCACUAGCGACGAUCUGGAAAAUUUAUUUGCUGGACGUACCCUAGCGACGCGGGCUAUAGAUGCCGUCGAUCAGCAAGAACAGACAACACAGACUGAUAUGCGCGACGCUGAAUUGGAGCGAUUACGGGACGAAGUGCGUCAAUUAGCGCAGCGUGAGCAUGAUCUUAGCACCAAGCUGCAACAUGAACGUGAAGAGAAGUUAGCUAUGCAGCGUGAAUUACAUUUAAAUACAGAACGUGUAAUGGGUAUGCUGGAAAUGGCGCGAAUAGCAGGUCGUAGAUGUGGCCCUCCUGGCGGCAGCGUUAGUGGAAUAAGUCUGGACGGUGACGCUACUACACCCACGUCCGAUGAAGGUAGCGGAAGUGGGCACGAUAGUCUACUAAUGUUAGAAUCACAAAUACAAAUGAGCGGUCAUGAGCUAAUCGAACGACAACACGAGAUCGGACAGUUGCGUCAGUUAUGCCGCACGUUACAACUUGAAAUGGAACGUUCACUAGUAGCACAGGAAUGUUUGCUACAAGAAAAGGCCGCCAUAGAGCAAGAGUCGAGUGAGUUGCAAGACUUUUUGCAGCACGAAAAAUCAGCAUUGUGUGAUGCAUUAAAAGAAUUGGAGAACGAACAUCAAGCUUGUAAGAAACAAAUGGCGGGACGUGAAGAAGAGGUGAAGGUUUUGCGCGACGAGUGCCGCCAUUUAGUUCGGCUUAAUGAACAGCGAAGGCAAGAGAAUCGAAUGCUACAAUCCAAAUAUGCAGCCCUAGAAAAUAAAUCCAAGGAAAUGAUGAUGCAGCAAAACUAUUCGGUUUCAGGCGCCUCUGCUGCAUUGUCGGGCCUACAUUCGCGUUUGGACAGUUUAGUUGAUCAAUUGGUCUCUACUUACAACAUAACCGAACACGACCUGGAGGACAUCGGAUUCCAGCCCGAAGCUCAACAAAUUCACAGUAAUGCAUUGGAGACGCGAUCAGCUCAAAAUGUGGACGACUGCCAUGGUCGAUCAUCGUCAAACGCUACUGCAAAUGGACUGGAAUUGUGCACACAUCCCCAACAAUUUUUGCAACAGCCGAGUGAUGGCUCUUUGUCGCCGCAAAGAAAUCAAUCAUUCAUCGCUGCCGUCAUUAGUGCCAUACGCAAUGCAACUACUCCGUCUAGUAAAAAACUGUUGGCGCGAAAUGGUAAACGCAUUAUUAUCGACAACGCUGGUGAACGUGAACCGAAUGGUCAGAGUUUAAAUAAAAACAACAACAAUACCAACUAUAACAAAUAUAAUGGCGAUGCGCAGAAUGGAGAAGGUGAUGACUCCGAUUCCACUGAAAUGCUCGAUUCGGAAACUGAACCCUGCCUAAUGAUGGAUAACGUGCUCGAAGAUGUGACUAUGCCGGAUUCACAUUCACACAAUAUGGUAUCUUCAUGUACCGGCAUUGUUUCCCAAUUGGAAAUACCAUCGGAACUUGUUAAUCCAGCUUCUGGCGAUGAGUCAUUACAUAACUUGUCGCAGGCUAUAGUAAAUCGACAGCAGAUGGAAUUGCAGAUCAGCACUAUGCAAAGUGUGCAGAAAGCGUCGUUGCAGCUAAAUCAAUGUGAGCAUGAUAAUUCAGACGAAGUUAGCUGCCACGAUUCGGUUGCUGAGAUGCCGUCCCUAAUAGAGUAUUGCACGGCCCAAGCAGUUGUUGAUCAGGUGAUAGAGGUUGAUAGUUUGGUUACAAAGUUGCUCAAAGUCCUACGCCUUAUUCAAAUGGAUAACGACAGUUGCAUACAGCAACUUAUUGUUGAUAAAAAUAAGUUACAGGAAAAUAAAGAGGAUAUGCUUGAAAAGUUAAAAGAUCUACAAGAUGUUAAUAUCAAGCUGCAAGACGAGCUAAUGGAUGCCACACAAGAGUUGCUCUUAAAGAACAACGAUCUGUCGAACACGAAAGCGGAAAUGCAGCGACACCGCAACGAAAUCGACCGUCUAACGCAGGACAUUUGCAAUUUGAGCACGCUCUGCAGCAAUUACAAGAAACUCUCACCGACCGUUGAGUUUUCGCCCUUGCAACAACAACUGCUUUGCCCCACCCAAUCACCAAUAAACAACAUUGCUGGCGAAGAGGACGGCACACAUGAACGAGUAGCAGAAAACGAUGCGGAUAGCAUUUUGAAUUUGCUGAAAAUGUGGCAGACAGAGGGCCAAUUCAAGCAUUUUAAAAUCCAUAACUUUCUCAGUACGAUUAUAAAAACUCAAGAGAGUAUGUUAGAGCAAAAGCAGGACAACAACAAUAAUGAACGGCUACGUAUAUACGCCAAUCAAUUGGAGAAUGUAUUGUCGGUACUGCAAGCAUUGGAGCAAUCGACGAUAAAUUAUCCGGAUUUGCAAAAGCUACGCUAUGACAUUGAGAUAGUUAAGACGAAUGCAAAUUGGGCAAAUAUAAUUGCGGAUCGCGCUGAUGUGAAGAGCAAUAAUGAAAUGCUGUCGACAGCUGACUGUAAUACCAACAACGGGGAUGUAAAUGCCAAUGCGGCAAUUGGAGAGAAGGAAGUCAAUUGAUAUAUUACCUAAUAGCUUAACACAUUGGAAUACGAUGAAUGCAAUAGGAACUAGAAACAGUCAAAUAAUGUUGUCUAGAUGAGACUACAGAAAGAGAAAUUCGCGCCACGCCAUCCAAAAAAAUGUCCAUUUACAUUUAUUAACUACUUAGCAUAACUUUGAUUAUUGCAAAUUAGAAAUUAAGUUGUGUAGUGCUGGGAUGCUAAAUAAGCCAAUAGUUCUGGUAGCUUAAAUUCAAAUUGUAGUCGAAAAUUGUUUGCUUGACUUCUUCAAGAAGUUUCAAUAGUUGUUUAGAGCAAAUAUGAACAAGCGAAUUUACGUACAUAUUUAUGAGUAUUUUCGAGGAACUGAAAUAUUGUGAAAUACUGUUAUUGAAAAGUGGGAAACUGAUGAAAUGCAAUUUUUUUCUAUAUCGAAAAACAACAAAAUUAAAAAAGAAAAGAAAAUGUAAAAUCUGUUUCUCAGGCUUUUAAAAUUAUUCUAAAAAGUUGUUAGUUUUGACUUUGCACCGAAAUAUGUACAUAAGUAUAUUCCGUGAACAAGUUUCUAUGAACUUUCUCAAAACUCUAAAAUAUUGUGUUACCAGUAUUCACCAAAGUUUCAAAGAGUACAGCUUUUACUAGAGAAAUUAGUUGGUAUCAAAAAGAUCAAAUAAACUGAAAAUUUCCUCGAAUCCGUUCGUUAUAGGUAAUACACAAUAAUUAUAAUAAAGCGUAAUAUCGCAAAAAACAACAAAAUUGCCAGUAAUCGAAAAAUGAGAUUUUAGUGCAUGAGAAACGUUUCAUCACAAUUCUUCUUCAAUGGACUAAUGUUUUUGUUUUUACCAAAAACUACUAAAAUAUUGGGUAUCAAUCAGUUUCAAAUACGGUGAGCCUACAACUCUACGAGUAUGUACUUAUUACGCCUUCCUUGGAGUUCAUUUCACCGAUUCACUUCGCUAAGGAGAUAUUUUUCACUGAUUCGCUGCACGUAUUUGUAUAUAACUCAAAAAGUUAUGGGAAUCCCAACAUGAAACUUGCAUAGAUUACUGAGCUAGUCUAAGUUUUAUUAAAAAAAGUAGUAAACAAUUCUGUACAAUUGUUCAUAAUUAGCAAAAAAAUGUGUCCCAAAAAAUUUCCAGCAAAAAAUGUUAAUUAUUUUCUCAAAUAUUUCAAAUUGAUAUCUCUGUCAUAAAUUUUGCGAAGUUACUUACAUUUGGUACAAAUUAUGAGUCCAAAAAAGAAAUAUGAUCCAAGUAAAAUUUUGAAAAACGGGCAUUGACGGCUCCACCGCAUUUACAUAGAUCCGACCUAAAUAUUGAGAUCCGAUAAAAGCCAUACCCACUUAGUAUAUGUUAAGACUAAAUUUCCGUCCGUCCGUCUGUUGUUACAAGCAAUAACUCAAGGAAAAGUUCAGAUAUUUUUGUGAAACUCGGCGAGUACAUUGCCCCUGACACAAGAUGAGUUUCUAUGGAGAUUUACGAAAUGGGCCAAUAAAUACGCCUAGUGUCCGUAUAACGACAAUUUUUAGCUACUGAAAAGUUUUAAGCUAAUGAA
This is a messenger RNA of Anastrepha obliqua, 6572 nucleotides long. RefSeq lists its product as uncharacterized. The record is from RefSeq and is a predicted model, not a curated record. The transcript has 11 exons. Lineage: Eukaryota; Metazoa; Arthropoda; Insecta; Diptera; Tephritidae. The coding region runs from base 868 to 5037 and encodes 1389 amino acids.